Elephantulus edwardii (Cape elephant shrew) is the source of this 870-nucleotide messenger RNA. RefSeq names its product gap junction beta-4 protein-like. Gene Ontology annotation, biological process: cell communication. Gene Ontology annotation, molecular function: gap junction channel activity. NCBI's taxonomy places the organism in Eukaryota, Metazoa, Chordata, Mammalia, Macroscelidea, Macroscelididae. The record is from RefSeq and is a predicted model, not a curated record. Gene Ontology annotation, cellular component: connexin complex. Bases 1 to 870 code for a protein of 289 amino acids. The transcript has a single exon.
AUGGAGCGGAAGCACAGCCUUGUCCAUUUAGGGCCCACAGACACUACCAGCACGAACUGGGCAAUCCUGCAGGGCCUUCUGAGUGGCGUGAACAAGUACUCCACAGCACUGAGUCGUAUCUGGCUGUCAGUGGUGUUCAUCUUCCGAGUGCUGGUGUACGUGGUGGCCGCUGAGAGUGUGUGGGCUGAUGAGCAGAGCGAAUUUGUCUGCAACACCAGGCAGCCAGGCUGCCCCAAUGUCUGUUACGAUGAGUACUUCCCCGUGUCCCACGUGCGCCUGUGGGCCCUGCAGAUCAUCCUGGUCACCUGCCCCUCACUGCUGGUGGUCAUGCAUGUGGCCUAUCGAGAGGAGCGAGAGCGGCGCCACCGCCUGAAGCAUGGACCGAACGCCCCCUCCCUGUAUGAUAAUACAGGCAAGAAGCAGGGUGGCCUCUGGUGGACAUACUUGCUGAGCCUCAUCUUCAAGGCCACCAUUGAUGCUAUCUUUCUCUACAUCUUCCACAGCCUUUAUAAAAAUUUUGACAUGCCCCACUUGGUGGCCUGUUCUGUGGAUCCCUGCCCCCACACUGUGAACUGUUUCAUCUCCAGACCCACAGAAAAGAAAAUUUUUUCCUACUUCAUGGUGGGCACAGCUGUCCUUUGCAUUCUUCUUAACUUAUGUGAAGUUGUCUACCUCGUGGUCAAGAGGUGUAUGGAGAGCGUGUACUCCAGGCGCAGGAAACCUCGAAGCCAAGGUCAACAACUUGACACGUGCUCACCAAAUGUCCUCUCUCAGGAAGGACAUCUACAAGUUGGGACCGCUGUGCUGAAGGUUGGGUUAGAUCCACAAGAUACAGGAGAGUAUGCAUAUAGGAUCAAGACAAGAAUAUAG